AUGCAAGGAAAAUGCCCCAUUAGUAUAUUUACUGAUCAAAAUGCAGCAAUUGUUGCGGGAAUCAAAGAGAUUUUUCCAGAAGUAAGACAUAGGCUAUGUUUGUGGCACUUAAGUCAAAAUGCGAAUACAAGGUUUGGAUUACUAAAGGCUGAUAGAGACUUCAAAAAUGAGUUCCACAAAUGCUUAAGUGGUUGCAUAACAGAGAAAGAAUUUGAAGAGAAUUGGAAUAAAAUGGUCACAAAGCAUAACCUUCAAAAUGAUGAUUGGUUCAAUAGGUUGUACUCACUAAAGGAAAAGUGGUGUACAACACUUAGCAAGGAUUUUUUCUCUGCUGGAAUUUUAUCCUCACAAAGAAGUGAGAGUACAAACCAUGCAAUUGGAUUCAAUGCAAGUAAAACCACAAGCUUGACAGAAUUCUUUUCUAUAUUUCAAGCAACAGUGAGGAGAUGGAGAAAAGAUGAAGAAAUGGAUGACUUCAACUGUACAAAAGGAAUUCCUAAAUCUGACCUCUGUAUGAGUCCAUUAUUGAUUCAUGCUUCAAUGGUAUAUACACAUACACUAUUCAGAGACUUUGAGGAAGAAUUCAAGUAUGCCAUGGCAAGCAAUGUUGAACUUCUAGAUCCCAAAGAAAACAACAUUACUUAUAGAGUUUACAUCAAUGGCAUAUCAGGUUCAUAUCAUAAAGUUUGGUUAAACUUUUCAACUGGAGAUAUUCAUUGUGAAUGCAAGAACUUUGAAGAAUUGGGAUGGUUGUGCUUCCAUUGCAUAAGAGUUUUGCAUCUAUAUUCUUUCAAUAAAAUUCCAGAUCACUAUAUAUCUGCAAGGUUAACAAAGUUUGCAAAAAAAGAAGUUUGGGAGAGACAUGAUAAAAAGAAAAGAGAAAGAGGAGAACUCAACAACUACACACCAUGGAUUAGAAGGCAAUACAAUUUAGUUUUGAAGAGCCAUAAAAUAGCAAAAGCAAGAAAAUUUCUUGAAGAAAAUUUCAAAAAGACCAACAUUAUUGUUGACAAAAUAAUCAAGGAAGAUGAACAAAGAAGAGCAGCUGAAGAAGCAAAAGCAGUUGAAAAGGCAAAAGCAGCAGCACAACAAGCAAAAGCAACAACAACUGAUGGAAGUCAUCAAGCAUUGUCAUCGUCAGGACUAACUAUAUUGGAUCCCGAUAGAGCAACUACCAAAGGGAAAGAUAACAAGAGAAUCAAGGGGAAUUAUGAUUUAUACAAAAAAGCCAACAAAAAGAGGGAAAAAAAGACAUAA
Chenopodium quinoa (quinoa) is the source of this 1257-nucleotide messenger RNA. RefSeq names its product protein FAR-RED IMPAIRED RESPONSE 1-like. The record is from RefSeq and is a predicted model, not a curated record. Gene Ontology annotation, molecular function: zinc ion binding. Gene Ontology annotation, biological process: regulation of DNA-templated transcription. Bases 1 to 1257 code for a protein of 418 amino acids. NCBI's taxonomy places the organism in Eukaryota, Viridiplantae, Streptophyta, Magnoliopsida, Caryophyllales, Amaranthaceae. The transcript is spliced from 3 exons.